Molecule: messenger RNA, 456 nt
Organism: Ostertagia ostertagi
Lineage: Eukaryota; Metazoa; Nematoda; Chromadorea; Rhabditida; Trichostrongylidae
Source: the annotation of a GenBank genome assembly
AUGUACCUUCUGAGAUAUAACUGCUGGGCAGAGGCUUACGCCCAAGCGCACGUAAGAAGCUGCAGCGGACGCCAAUCGUAUGCUUGGCAAAGACCUGGCUGGAAAGAAAACAUCCACAUCCUUUGGACGACGGCAACCGAUAGACUAGGAGCCAUCCAGAAUGCGAUAGCAACAUGGCAAGCCGAGCUUGCAAGGUUUGGAGUUCCCUCAAACAUGGUCUUCACAUAUUGGAUGCAAAACUAUGUGGCGAAUCACAUGACUAAGAUCGUCUGGGGUAAUAACAGAGACAUUGGAUGUGCAACACAGAGAUGUAACGGAUUCUACUUCACAUCCUGCUUAUACAGAGACUAUGUCAACACUGUUGGAACAAGCAUCUACCCAAUCGGAGCGGUUUGUAGCCAGUGCCCUGCUGGUCCCAACAACUGCAACGGCAAUGUUGGACUUUGCUCAUGGUAA